AUGUCUGAGGAACAGCAAUCUUGCAACCAACAUCACCAACAGGUUGAUGCCUUCAACUUGGUCCCAGGAAAAGGCCAUGAGAGUGCAACUGAUCUGUUGGUACACUAUGAAUGUCAUUUCAGGCGAACAAUCCAUGCUCUUUGCAACUUCCAAGCCCUUCUCACCAAUGGAAUUUUAUGGAUGGGAGAAUUGGCAGAGAUUCCAGAUGAAAAUUUCACUGCAGAGGAACAGCACGAGCACCGUAUUUUUCAAGAGCUCCUCAAGUCUGUAGCAGGCCUGGAAGAGCGGCUGAUGCAAGGUGGAGAUGAUGAGGUUGACCUCAUUGCAGAGCUGAUCACCCCAAAGGGACAGAGCCUUGUUCCCCCUCUUACCCACAAUGUGAAACUUGGCCACAGUUUUCAUCAUGAACGGACAGGUGUGUUGCUCUGUCUAGCUGGCCUUGACUGGUCUAACUUAGAUGGUGAAAUGAUUGUGACUGGAGACCAAUGGCCAUUGUUCUUAUAUGCUGACUACCAUUAUGACCUGGAGGAUCCAUGGAAUGGCUUAUUUCGAAGUGCCUUGCUAGUCUGUGCAUACAAACAUGUUUUCAUGUCUCUCAACACAGUCACCAACUCUGAAUGGUUCUACAACUCCAUCUUAGAUAUUUUUGAAGACCCAGAUGAGAAACAAGAGGUGGAUGACCUUGUUGUUUGGUGGAAUAGGCAAAUUUUUCCUUCAUAUUCAACUGCUCAAUGUCCUCUUGUUAAGAAUAGUGCACUGGCAAUAAUUCGAGAAAGGCAUGCAAGAAUGAAAGAGUCAGGUUCAGUCUCUGGUGCGGCUGCUUAA
Messenger RNA from Suillus paluster, 825 nucleotides. RefSeq lists its product as uncharacterized. Lineage: Eukaryota; Fungi; Basidiomycota; Agaricomycetes; Boletales; Suillaceae. The transcript has 8 exons. The record is from RefSeq and is a predicted model, not a curated record. Bases 1 to 825 code for a protein of 274 amino acids.